Rhodamnia argentea is the source of this 1704-nucleotide messenger RNA. Its product is annotated as transcription factor bHLH112. Gene Ontology annotation, molecular function: RNA polymerase II cis-regulatory region sequence-specific DNA binding; DNA-binding transcription factor activity, RNA polymerase II-specific; protein dimerization activity. Gene Ontology annotation, cellular component: nucleus. The record is from RefSeq and is a predicted model, not a curated record. Gene Ontology annotation, biological process: regulation of transcription by RNA polymerase II. Bases 88 to 1269 code for a protein of 393 amino acids. NCBI's taxonomy places the organism in Eukaryota, Viridiplantae, Streptophyta, Magnoliopsida, Myrtales, Myrtaceae. The transcript has 8 exons.
ACCAUUGCAAGAAGAUAUUGACCAAAAAGAAGGCAACAACAGGUAGGAAUUCCUGGACUCGAAUCUGCUUGUUUCGAUUCGUCGGUGAUGUCGGAAGAUUUCGAGAUGGGGAUGCGUGGUGAGAACUGGUGGAAUCCGCCAAGAGAUUACGUGCUCCUCUCAUCAUCCCCGUGUUCGAUGAGAGAGCCAAAUGAUAUCGAGGGCAGAAGUUUCAGCAACUGUUCGGCGGAUAUGAUGGAGAUCAUCAAGAUUGGAAGGUGUAGUAAGGAACUGAAUGAUGAUGAUAGAUCCAUAGCUUUCCAAGAUGAUUUCAUGCAAACAGCUCAUCAAAUAGAUUGUAUGAUGGACUCCACAAGCUUGCAUAUGAUGGGGUUUGAUCUUUUUUCUGCAUCAUCUGAUUGGAACCUUACUGCACUGCAAUCCAGUGGAAUUGAUGAAAGCAGUACCGUUAAUUCCAAGCUGCAAGAAGAAGACAUGGCGAGUUCAACAUUAGACUACAACAACAAUCAAGAAAAGGAGGUGAUGAUUGAUGAUUCUUCACAUCAAAUUCAGACUGAUUACUGGCGGAAGAGUCAUUGUGCACCCACUUGUCAUGUUAUGUCUACCGAUGGGUCAUUCACUUCUUAUGUUUACCCUUCAAAUUCAAUCCAAAGUUCUUUAGAACCAGAACAUCACCAGCAUCAACCGUCAUUACCCUUGAACAACCAGCAAUUUAGUGGCUUGCACUUCAACAACUCAGCCCGGAAUGAAUCUACCUUUAUCAAUUCAUCACUGCCUGCACAAUUUGUUCAUCCUACGCUGGAAGAGGAACAACCCAGUUGCCCGAAGACCAGCUGUGAAGAUGUAGGAGACUUGGGUUCCCCGGCGAAGAAUAUUGGCGUUGGACCUGUGUUUAAAAGGCCUCGAUUCGAAACACCAUCACCGUUACCCACAUUCAAGGUGCGAAAAGAGAAGCUAGGGGACCGAGUGACCGCGCUCCAGCAACUAGUUUCGCCUUUUGGAAAGACAGACACGGCAUCAGUUCUCCAUGAAGCCGUCGAGUAUAUCAAAUUUUUACACGAUCAAGUCAGUGUUUUGUGUUCUCCAUACAUGGGAAAUGAAGCGCCAAUUGAGGCUCCAGGAAAACGAAAAGACGAUCAGCUAGGGCUUUCUAAACUAGACCUGAGAAGCAGAGGCCUAUGUCUGGUGCCGAUUUCCAGCACAUUCCCGGUCGCAACCAGUAUGAUGCCGCAAUUUUGGGCGCCGACCCUCGAGCGAAAUCCCACUUAGAGAAGGAUGACUCGGCCAGGAAAAAUAAAGGAAUCGUGAACACUGAGACAAUUGACUACAGCAGCCGAUCACUUCUUUCAACAGGCAUUACUUUGGAGGACACAUUGACUUCAGUUCAGUUCAGAAAGGAGUAAAGGAAGACACAAAAGCCGGGAGACCUCUCUAGCUUGGCUGUCAUGAGGGGGGAAAGGAAAGGAAAAGCAAAGCAAAAGGAAUAGGAGAGACAAGGGUUGGGCCAUCUACUGAGAAGAUAAGGGUGACUAGGUUUGGAACCGGGAAUAUAAGUUGCUUUUUCAGGUGGAACUGUUGGCAUUAGUUUCUUAAUUUUUGAAACAUACAUAUGUACACACACAUAUAUAUACGUAUAUUGCUAUACAUUAGGAACUGGGAUUGAAUAAUAGGGCUAUACAUUCGUGACUUGUUUAAAUGUAAAUU